Molecule: messenger RNA, 4842 nt
Organism: Teleopsis dalmanni
Lineage: Eukaryota; Metazoa; Arthropoda; Insecta; Diptera; Diopsidae
Exons: 7
Coding region: 471-4715 (1414 amino acids)
Source: RefSeq, a predicted model, not a curated record
UAUCACUCUCACACUUGAUGCUUUAAAAAAUUAGUAAUCGUGACUGAAAAAUUACGUGAGGCUCCAAUUUAUUAAAAAUUAAACAGAAUUGUAACAAAUACCAUAAUUUUUUUAUAUGUAGUAAGCGUUUAAGGAUAGAGCACAGAAUAUGCGUUAUGUGUGAAAUAUUUGCGUAUGUUAUUUUGAACGGUAUUGGUUAAAAAAUAGUAUUUUAAUUUCACUGAUAAGAGUGCGGUGCCUUCAACUGAGCGACCGACAACACAUUCACCUCGCUGCACUACGCUAUAUGGCAAUUUUCUAAAAUUAAAAACAAAAUAUGGUGAAUGUGCUAAAAAGAUAGCAAAUGAUAGACGUUUAGGUUUUAAAACAAAACACAUAUACAUAUAUGUGUUAAAUGUAUCCGAUAUAUAAUAUAUUCGUAACAAAUAUUUUAAGAAAAACAAAAAACGUGUGUAAACACAACUUUGAAAAUGUCCCGCUUACAAACGCCAGGGGAUAGAAGUAUCUCAGCUGAAACUAGAGAAUUUGAGGACUUUGAUACAAAUGAAUUUAUCACUGAAUUCUUUGGUACAUCAUUGGAACGACAAGUGGCGCAAUUAGAUGGACCAGCUACAACUGUUACACAUCAUGUGCACAGCAGGGAUCAUUAUUCUGAAAAUGAGGCGCAUCGAAUUGGAAAUAUGACAAGAAAGAUUAAUUCACGUUCUGGUGUAUACGAUGCGUUUAUUGGCAAUGCCGAAAAUGAUCCACCUACUGUGUUUCAUACAGCCACAAAUACAAUAGAUCAUUCCGAUCUGAUGCCGUUUCUAAAAGAUGUUGGGUUGGGUCCAAAACACAUAAGAUCACAAUCUAAUAUAUCUGCAUCACAUACGGAAAGUGAAUUGCCAGAUAAUGUGACGAUUGACGGUGAAGGACCAUUCGAAAUUAUAGAUGUCUUUGAUUCAGAAGUUGAUGCAAAGGAAACAGAUACCAUGACCAAUGUGCCUACAAUAUCUACAACAAAUAAUAAUAAUUUUAUUACAGUAAAAUCGUAUAGCGAUGAAGAGCGUAUUGCGAUGGCACAAAUGGCAACUUUAACGCAUCUAUUGCAUCCUGAAAAGGAUGGUUUUGAUGGAUCCCUGGAAUGGAGUGGUGAUGAGAUAAUUGAACAUUCACCAUACUCAAACACAGGUUCCUCAAAAUCUGAACAUUUGCUAGAAGUAGAAGCAGUUUCCCCAGAAACUCUUUCAGAAUAUAAUCACAAAUCAGAUUCAGAACCUGAGAUUGAACAAGAACAUGAAACAGAGCAAGAACAUGAAACUGAACAGGAACAUGAACAUGAAACGGAACAAGAAUUUGAUACUAAUAUGCAAUCUUCUUCAAAAAUAUUUGCAACAACAACAAUAACUACAUUAAGAGCAGUGCCGGAAGUAACAGAACCAACAAGCUUUACAGAUAUAUCUUUAGUAUCUCCUAUGAGAAGUUCAGAGACAUCUGUAAAUGAUGAAGAUAGUGUUGAUCCAAUUCAGCUGGAUACACAACCAAUGGAGGUACCGGAGGAUGUACCUGAAGAAGUACCAGAAGAAGUACAAGAAGAGAUACCAGAGGAGGUCUCAGAAGAGUACGAAACUGAAUUACCAGAAACAAAUAUGUAUAAUAUAGAUGAUAUAAGUAGUUCUAGUUCGGGAAAAUUAAUAGUGGAUGAAGAUAGAUGUGAGGAAUUUUUAAAAGCAGUAACCAUGCAUUCUGAAAAACGAAUUAUAAAACCAAAAAUAAUUUGGGACCCCACUUCUAGUACAAUAUCAACUCAAUCAACUAAAUCAAGUCGUUUAAGUUUCUCGAAGGAAACAAAGCAAAUAUCUAAUGUAGCAGAAGAUAAAGAAAUUAAAGGAAAUAUUAGUGACCACAAGAUACAAGAAUUGCAAAAGGAAAACGAUCCGCUUUUAGAAAUAAAUACAAAUUCCUCCUCAAAAAGUGAUGUGCGUGGUCGAACUGAAGAAGGACAAAUAGUAAGUAGAAGAAAGCGAAGAUUAAUGACCCCGGUUUACAAUGGACAUAGUCUUAUUAAAAGAAGAGCACAGGAAGUGGAUCCUUUAUUGGAUCACGAGUUUAAAGUAAGUAACACAGCUACUGAUGAAUGUGAUCAUUUAUCAAAAUGUAGCAAUGAGGAGGAACAAAGUAUUUCAAUAAACAACAUUAAAUCGGAAGAACUGUGUAAUACAGAGAAUAAUGCUGAGUCUAUAGAAACUGAAAAUAUUAUUAUGACAGAAACGAAAAAAGAGAGACAUCGUAAACCGCAAAAACGUAGAAAAAUUUCAAAUUCGGUUAAUAAUAAUUCAGAGUUGGAUACGAUCGAGGAAAAUAAUUUGGAUAAUAAAAAUUUAAUUAAAAUUAGUUCACCCUUAUCGGCUUCUGAAGUAGGAAGCAAAGCAAAAGGUGAGUGUGGCGUCGAGAAAGAUCAAGAUAAAAAUAAACAAGAGCAAAAUGAAUCACAAGUGAAUACCAGUGUUGAAGAAGAGUUCAUUCAAAUAAAAGAUGUUACUAAUUGUUCAGAGAGCAACACCACAAAUGUAUUGGAACAGAGUAAUAUUGCUAAUGUAAUUAGAACUCAAAAUUACAGUGAUAUUUCUGAUGACGAUUGCAAUAUAACAGAUGAAAAGAAUAUAACAGAAAAUGCAAUUGAUCUAAACGUCACACAGAAUGAUAAGCAAUCAUCGGAAAAUUUAGAAGAAAGUAGUAAUGUUUCAGUUAAUACAAGUGAUCUAGAAAAAGCAGAUCAAGAUUCGCCAGAGGGUAAUCAAACAAAAGAUGAGAAACUUCGAGUUUCGGUGAAUAAAACACCUGAACCUGUAGAUGAGAAAUCUGUGGAAAUUAGUACAACUAAUGACACUGAAGACACAUUAGAAAUAGAACAAAAUCCUCAAAUGCCUAGCAAAACUUCGGAAAAGAAUGAUUUUAAAUCUUCAAAUGAAUCCGUUCAGACUGUAGAAGUACCUUCCUUAAGGAUUAAACGCGGUCCCAAAUCAAAAGUAGCAUCUAAUUGGGAACAUGUUUAUAAACAAAAAGCCGACGAUGAUUCUCUGAUAGUACGUCGGCGUUCUAAUAGUUCUUACUCCAGUACCACUUCAAAUAAUUUAAGUUUAGAUAUCUCAGAUACGCCGAAUGAUAAUGAUAUAAAUUCGGCCAGUACUACCUCUAUAUCUGAAAAUUCUUUAGUUAUAAGUUCUUCACCUGCCACAGCCACCUCAAUAAAAUCGACUCCUGUAAGUAAAGCAAUAACGAAAAAUAAUAAAACCGCGAAAUCGAAUAUAACAAAUGAAACAUCAGAAACAUCAGAAACCGAGGCACAAACGACAACAAAUGUAAAAACAAUAAAAUCAAAUAGAACUAAAAAACGCGUCGUUAUCGUGGAACCGGCUCCAAGUACAGAUCAAAAUUCAGCUGUAAAUGAAGAUAAUUCAUUUGAAUUUACAAAACCAGAAACAAGAAUAAACAAAAAACCUGGUCGUCGAAGAAAGAAUGCGGUUCUUACUCCAGAAGUCACACCGACAACAACAGCAACCCCGGCUUUGGCAUCUCCAGUUUCGGCAGAAACAACAAAAGUUCGAAAGAAACCAGGACCUAAAAAACGUAAAAAUGGAACUAAUGUCCCUUUGGCUGAUAUAAAGAAUGUAAAAAGUCCCGCUAAAACAAAAGAUGGUGAAAAUAAUACAAGUGAAGUGAAGCCUGUUGGCUCAAAGGAUGCUGCAGCAAAAGAAUUGCAAAAUGAAACAUCGGAAGAAGUGAAAAAUUCAGCAGCAAAAAAAGAUAUAACUAAAGAUGGAGUAAAAAAUACGCCUAAAGUUUUAUCGAAAGAAACGCCUAAAGAAACACCUAAAGCUAAAGUAGAUCCACCGGUAACAAAAGUGGAUACACCAACUGUAGCAAAGAAGGGAAGAGAAGCAAAACCACCAGUAAUACCUCAUGAUGUCGUUGUAAAAAAAUCAAGUAAUGUGGCACAAAUUAUAUUUAGUACCCAUAAGGCAAGACAACCCCAUACGUUUACGCCACAGAUGAUGGCUAAGCUGGUAGAAAUAUUAAAAGAGCUAAGUGUGGAUAAACAGUGUAAUGUCGUGUUAUUGCUUUCAAACGGUCCGAAUUUUUGCCAUGGAGUAGAUUUUACUGACCUGGCACAUCCUGUUUUAGAAAAACGCCGUCAAGCGGCGCAUGUUUUAGCGAAAGCAACAAAAGAUUAUUUGUACGCGUUACUCACAUUUCCCAAACCAAUUAUUGCCGGUGUUUGUGGAUCUAAUGUUGGUUUAGGUGUGACACAACUGCCAUUGUUUGAUGUUGUUGUUGGCACUGAUAAAGCUACUUAUGAAACUCCAUAUGCCAAAAUUGGACAGUUACCUGAAGGUUAUUGCAUUUGGAAUAACUUACCCAAAAUCAGGGGAACAUAUAAAACCAAAUUAUUCUGGCUUUGUGAUAAACUACACUCUACUGAGUCUGUUAUAUCGGGUUUGCUUAGUAAAUUGUCAUCCACAACCAAUCUGAAUGAAGUUGCUUUAGAAGAAGCUAAGAAAAUAGCUGCAUUCUCACCAGAGAUGUAUAUUGCCAUGAAAAAAACUGUUGUUCUUAAUAAUUUAAAUGCUGUUGGGACGCAAUUGGACGCUGAAUUUGAAACGAUCAUUGAGCAAUGGUGUUCAAACAAAUGUUCUGAAAGCUUUAGGAAAUAUAUACAAACGGGUCAUUUUUGAGAAAAUCACUUUUAUCUGCUGGCAAAACAAAGGUGUGAGAGAGAAACCAAUGAUUUUUGUAACAUAUAAGGCCGUGAAACGGAUAACCCAAAACAUUUUUUGACUUUCAUUUCGUUCAAACUCCAUA